Ustilago hordei is the source of this 1683-nucleotide messenger RNA. RefSeq names its product putative MAP kinase. The coding region runs from base 1 to 1683 and encodes 560 amino acids. The record is from RefSeq and is a predicted model, not a curated record. Gene Ontology annotation, biological process: protein phosphorylation; intracellular signal transduction. The transcript has a single exon. Gene Ontology annotation, cellular component: cytoplasm; nucleus. Lineage: Eukaryota; Fungi; Basidiomycota; Ustilaginomycetes; Ustilaginales; Ustilaginaceae. Gene Ontology annotation, molecular function: MAP kinase activity; ATP binding.
AUGGCCACCUACGACCAUUCGCGCGUCUACUUGGAGAACUUCUGCUCCUCCUCCGCUGCUGGACUUCACUACGACAUGUCCAACAUGUCAAUCGCAAACGUCUCUUCCUCGUCUACCUCGACCGAACUUGAUGCACGUCACGAUAUCACUGACAACGCUACACUCGCUUCAACCUCCGCCUUGUCGUCGUUGCCACCUCAACACGCGGGGCAAUCUCGACCCAUCGAACAUCGCACCAUGUAUGCGCCGGCUGUCGACGUCUCGACGGUCUCGGUAACCACGCAAUUGCAUCGACCACCGUCCAAAUCGCAUUCAAUAUCCUCGGUCGAUUCGGUGGCGUCCGUCUCGUCUGCUGCACCUUCGACUCCAACGCAUGACGUUGAUGAUAUCCUGUUCGACAUGGAAACCAUCGCCAAACGAACGCAACUUUCUGCGGAAUCAUAUCAUGUUGUUGGAAAACAACUUCUAUCGCCGCCGUCACAUCCCGCACCUCAACCUGGACCGUCACGCCACUCUAUCGACCACACUCAUGCUCCUGCUCCUGAUCCUGCCGCUGCUGCUGCUGAAAACAAAACCGCCGUCGCUCCCUCUCAUCCCGCCUCACGCAAUGAAAAAACGAAAUCGGCCAUCAGCUUUCGCGUCGGCAGCAAGUACAAAGUCUGCGAGAUCAUCGGCGAAGGAGCCUACGGUGUCGUAUGCAGCGCUAUUCAUCGUGCUACAGGUCAAAAGGUAGCUAUCAAGAAGAUUCAGCCCUUCGAACAUCAGAUGUUUGCCCUUCGCACCCUGCGCGAGCUCAAGCUCCUUCGCUUCUUCCAAGAAUGCGAUGUCUCCGAAAACAUCAUCAGCAUCCUCGACAUCAUCAAGCCUAGCACCUACGAGGCAUUCACUGAAGUCUACCUCGUCCAGGAACUCAUGGAGACCGACCUUCACCGUGUGAUUCGAACCCAAGAGCUGUCGGACGACCACUGUCAAUACUUCACCUACCAGACGCUGCGUGCCUUGAAGCCGAUGCACUGCGCUGAUGUCAUCCACCGCGAUCUCAAGCCGAGCAACGUACUAUUGAACGCCAACUGCGACUUGAAGGUCUGCGACUUUGGUCUUGCUCGUUCCGUGCUUACUGCAGACCAGGAUACGGGUUUCAUGACCGAGUAUGUUGCCACUCGCUGGUACCGUGCUCCUGAGAUCAUGCUCACCUUCAAGCAGUACACCAAGGCCAUCGACAUCUGGGCUGUUGGCUGUAUCUUGGCUGAGAUGCUCACCGGUCGCCCUCUCUUCCCCGGUCGCGACUACCACCAGCAACUUUCGCUCAUCCUCGACGUCCUAGGCACACCGACGCUUGAAGAGUUCCACAACAUCAACAGCCGUCGAUCGCGGGACUACAUUCGUUCAAUGCCCUUGCGCAAGAGACGCAACUUCCACGAGAUGUUCCCCAAAGCUUCUCCUGAAGCGAUCGACUUCUUGCAAAGGACGCUGACGUUUGACCCAAGGAACAGGAUGACAGUGGAAGAAUGUCUGCAGCACCCGUAUCUUUCGGCUUAUCACGAUCCUGAUGAUGAACCUGGUGCGCCUAGGUUGGACCCUGACUUUUUCUACUUUGAUACGCAAAAGGAGAGUAUCACGAAAGAGGAUCUGAGGAAGGAGCUCUGGUACCAGGUUCAGGAGUUCCAGCCUUUGCUCCGUUAA